Messenger RNA from Nannizzia gypsea CBS 118893, 927 nucleotides. RefSeq lists its product as hypothetical. NCBI's taxonomy places the organism in Eukaryota, Fungi, Ascomycota, Eurotiomycetes, Onygenales, Arthrodermataceae. Gene Ontology annotation, molecular function: palmitoyl-(protein) hydrolase activity; carboxylic ester hydrolase activity. The coding region runs from base 1 to 927 and encodes 308 amino acids. The record is from RefSeq and is a predicted model, not a curated record. The transcript has a single exon. Gene Ontology annotation, cellular component: cytoplasm. Gene Ontology annotation, biological process: protein depalmitoylation.
AUGAGUUACGACUAUCCAGAGCCACUCGUCAUCCAGCCGCGGGACUCCCAUCGAUGCACCAUAAUCCUCCUUCAUGGCCGGGGUUCCAACGCUGCUAAAUUCGGCCCUAUUCUCUUAUCAUCCUCGGCUUCUCACCUCGACCAGGUCAACCAGGCCGACAAAGAUGCUGAGCACACCCUUGCAUCUGCCUUCACCCAUGCUAAAUUUAUCUUCCCAACUGCACCUAGACGUCGUGCCAUCGCCUACAACCGCAGUGUUAUCAACCAGUGGUUUGAUAACUGGCCACUCAGCACAGAUACCGUCCCUUCUAAAACACUACGGGAGAAGCAGGAUCGCGAAUACCACCAGGCGGAUAGUCUACGAGCGACAACCAUCUUUCUCCACAAGCUAUUGAGAGAAGAAAUUUCCUUACUUGGAGGCGAUGCAAAACGUGUUAUUCUCGGAGGUCUGAGUCAAGGGUGUGCCGCUUCUCUCGUGGCACUGCUCCUAUGGGAUGGGGAGUCGUUAGGUGCUGCUAUUGGUAUGUGCGGCUGGCUGCCAUUUCGGCAUCAGAUGGAGGAUCUUGUGCAAGGAGUGGAUACAGCAGAGGAUGAUGAUGAUAAUCCUUUUAUAGAAGAGACGGAGGAUGAAGUUGAAAUAUCCCUGCCGGUGCGAGCUGUCAUGUCCUUGGCAGAGGAUCUUGGAAUGAGUUUAUCAGAGCCUCCGUCUCAUGAGCCGCCAUUUCAACAAACUCCAUUGUUCCUUGCUCACGGAACUGAGGACGAAAAAGUUCCCGUUGACUGUGGGAGAGAGGCUAGGAGGUGUCUCUCCAUGAUCGGAGUGGAUGUUACCUGGGCUGAAUACGCUGGUCUUGGACAUUGGUACUCGAAAGAAAUGCUAGGGGAUUUGGUUGCCUUUAUAAUGAAUAAUGAGGUAGAGGUGGAAUGA